Actinia tenebrosa (Australian red waratah sea anemone) is the source of this 2591-nucleotide messenger RNA. RefSeq lists its product as uncharacterized. Gene Ontology annotation, cellular component: SCF ubiquitin ligase complex. Gene Ontology annotation, molecular function: protein binding. NCBI's taxonomy places the organism in Eukaryota, Metazoa, Cnidaria, Anthozoa, Actiniaria, Actiniidae. The record is from RefSeq and is a predicted model, not a curated record. Gene Ontology annotation, biological process: SCF-dependent proteasomal ubiquitin-dependent protein catabolic process.
AACAAGAUGGCGUCCAGCUGUAAAGAGGAUCUAGAUCAGUUGCUGGCAGGUCUUGCUUCCAUGGGGUUUGAGCUGGAUGACUGUCAAGAAGCACUGCUAGCUGGUCAUAUUACGCUUGAAUCUGCAGUGGAAUGGCUGGUGGAGAAGAAAACCAAUCCCUCUGCCACAACAGCUGGAAGAAGUGACAAGAACUUACAGGAGAAUAAAGAACCAUCUGGCAGUGGUAUAUUUGAACAGCAGGAAAUAGGAUCAGCUGACCAUCAGGUUUCAAGUAGAUAUUCACUGACAGAGGAAGGAAGGAAAGCCAGGGAAAGAUUUAUAGAAAAAGAAAGAGAAGUAGCUCGAACUGAAGCUAAAAAGCGCAGACUGGAAGAAAAGAAAGCUAAAGAACAGAUACUUAUGCAGAUUGCAGAUGACCGGGAAAUAAGAAAAUUGAAAUCUGGUAUUAAAUCUGAGACAGUAUCAGAAAAAGCUUCACCAGCAGAAGAGGGUACAAGCACCAGUCAGUUUUCCAAAACCACCAAGAAGGAGUGUUUGAUGUGUAGGCUACAGGUUAGGUUACCAAGCAGCCAAGUUAAAAAGGGCAAUGUACCAGUCAAGACCAAACUAGAGCAAGCAGUCACUUUAGUGUGUAGUGACUCUUCUCUCAGAACUGGAGAGGUAGAAAUACUCCAGCCAUUUCCACGCAGGAUUUUCACUGCAGUUGAAUUGGAGUCCACUUUGGAAGAACUAGGUCUGUGUCCAUCAGCUAUGGUCGUCGUACAGAAAAAGAACCGUCAUUCACUAGCCACAGACCUUAGCUCUGGCACAGCUUCUGCCCAUUUGGUGGAGCCACCAGAAGCUGAGCAAGGAGUUGCUGGAGCAGAAGGAGAUGGACCAAGUAGCAGUGACAGGGGCAGAGUCCAACCUGGUGUCGAAGUUGGUCUAGAAAGAAUAAUCAAUGACCUUCCAAACCCUCCUGGUUUGGACAUUCCUGGUAUUGGAAGAAACCAACCACGGCAGCAUCAGUGGGGAGAGGGAAUGAGACUAGGAGCAGUUAAUUACAAUCCUCAUGCUAUGGAACCUGUCUUACAAGCUAAUUCAGCUGGAGAAUCUGCUGCAAGGAGAAUGGAAAUGAGAGCACAGCUGCUGCAGCACAGGCUGGCUGAUGCUGCUAAAAGUCCUCCACCAGAACAACCCCACCUCCACAGAGAAGUGAGAAGCUUAGAGACGAUCUGUAUAGACAACAUUGUUUUAAGGCUAGCAGGGCACCCACAUUUACAGCCAUUAACCACAUUAGGGACUCUACCUCACAAGGUGUGUGACAAGAUAAUACACCAGCUAAUGAAGAGCAAAGCUCUCUCACCAAAAACAAUGCAAGCCUUCUUAUCCUGCUGUCUUCGAUAUCUUAAGCUGGAUUGCUACUUGUUGGUAACAAAUGAAUUGCUUACUGUACUGAGACUUCACAAGCAUCUGACAUUACUAAGUCUCAAGUCUUGUCCCUUAAUUACUGACAAAGCAAUGGAGGCUGUGUCAGCUCUAAAGAAAUUACAGUCGUUAAACUUAAACCAGUGUUCACAACUGACAGACAAAUGUUUUACUUACAUUAAGGACUUACCUUCUUUAACUGUGCUUCAAAUGGACAACACCAAGGUUACAGAUCAAGGGGUUUGUUAUUUUGUUGCCAAUGCCAGCUGUGCCAGUAACCUCAUACACCUCAAUCUUUGCAGUACUGAUAUAACAGACUUAAACUUAGAUGUUCUAAAAGAUUUAAAGUCACUAAAGAUUCUUGGGUUGGAGAAUACAAAGAUUACCAGGUUGGAUGUUCUGUCAGGCCUUAGCUAUCUGGAAAGUCUAAAUGUGUCCCAUACAGAAGUAUCAAACAACAGUAUGGCAUCACUCACUGGUUUGCCAUGCUUAGUGUCACUCAAUAUUCUGUCCACUGCUAUUGAUGACCUAGGACUGCAAUAUCUUCAUGAUCUACGAUUAACUCAUUUGAAGUUACCUGGGAGACUUAAUAUAACUGACCAAGGGAUACAGCACAUUCAAGGUCUACCACUUGCUGCAUUAGAUUUGUCAGAUUAUAUCAAUGUAACAGAUGUUGGAGUUCAUUGCAUCUCAACAAUGUACAGCUUGACAAAGCUGACACUGAGUAACACCAAACUAACAGAUGUGGGAAUGUUGAGUCUAUCAGGACUGACUGAGCUUGUAGAGUUGAAUGUUGAUAGAACAGCAGUGACAGAUGAAGGAUGCAUGGUUAUCAGUAACUUUCCAAAUCUUCAAAUUCUCAGCCUUUCUUCUACACAUAUAAGCAACAAAUUUCUAACAUGUGGUGUGCUUAAUCAGUGCUUAAAGCUGAGCCAAUUAAACUUGAGUAGAACUCGAGUGUCCAACAAGGGAAUAAGGUGUCUUAAUCUUAACUGUCUGACUUCACUCAACCUGGACUGGACAAGCGUCACAUCUGAUUGUCAACUGUUGCUUACAGGCUGUCCAGCUCUUAAAGCACUGCGAACAAACAACUGUACCCCUUCCAUGGACGAGUCUGAUGAAGAGGAAGUUUAAUGCAGGAAUUUUGGUGGAAAACAUGCUAUAAAAAAGUUUUAAAACACCAA